AUGGCGUUGGCCGGAACCCUCAACGCCUCCACCGUCUUCUUCCUCCUCCUGCUGCUCCUCUCCUCGUCAUCUCCGACGACGCCGCGGAGGAGAUGGAGAGGCGGCGGCGGGUUCACCGUGUUCUGCCCGGCCGACGACGCGGUGGCGGCGUUCAUCCCGGCGUUCAGGGGCCUCACCGCCGACGCGAAGGUGGCGCUCCUGCUGUACCACGCCGUCGCGGCGCACUUCUCCGAGGAGGCGCUCAAGGCGAUCAACGGGGAGGUGAACACGCUGGCCACCGACGGCGGCGGAGGAGGCAAGGUCUUGAACCUCACCAUCGAGGAGGACGACGACGGCGCCGGAGCCACCGUGAAACUGUCGUCGUCGUCCGGGAACGUGGCGCGGGUGACCAAGACGAUCCAGGACGCGGACCCCCACGCCGUGUACCUCAUCGACGCCGUGCUAAUGCCAUUGGAUGUGGUGGUCAACGUCUCUUCCGGCGGCGGCGCGGCUGCCCCUUCACCGGCGCCGGUCACUUCACCUGCACCCGCACCUGCUCAGGCCACAAAUCCGUCCCCUUCGCCGGACAGCAAGCCCGACAAUCAGCCGGCCGCGGAGCAGCCUCCGGAGAACAGCGCGAGCAGGGGCGGCAUGGCAGCGUGGAGUCUGCUCUCGGUGGUCGUGCCGGCCAUAGCGUCGUUGGUGCUCCGGUGA
Molecule: messenger RNA, 693 nt
Organism: Oryza sativa Japonica Group (Japanese rice)
Lineage: Eukaryota; Viridiplantae; Streptophyta; Magnoliopsida; Poales; Poaceae
Product: fasciclin-like arabinogalactan protein 1
Biological process (GO): plant-type secondary cell wall biogenesis
Cellular component (GO): plasma membrane
Source: RefSeq, a predicted model, not a curated record